Molecule: messenger RNA, 441 nt
Organism: Drosophila grimshawi
Lineage: Eukaryota; Metazoa; Arthropoda; Insecta; Diptera; Drosophilidae
Exons: 3
Coding region: 31-342 (103 amino acids)
Source: RefSeq, a predicted model, not a curated record
UAAUAUUAGAACUGAUUAUUGAUAAAAAAAAUGAAUAAAUUACCGGCAUAUCCGAUUAGUGCCUGCGAACGGGGGAUUGACGAUAAUAGUUUGCCUCCAGAAAACCUGGCACAUUCUGUCUCCACACUCUACGUCAUAAAAGCUGCAAUCUGUAUUGUUAUGUUUAACGUGUGCUUAUCGUCUUUUGGCUAUAUCUGUUAUAAAUUUGUCAACGAUUUACAAGAUGAGCAACGUAUUCAGGUAACCGAUGGCCUUUGUUGUCUCGCUGGCAUGACGGUUAUUGUAUGGCUAAUUCGCUGUGGAGACUUGUCCAAGAAUAAUUCAAACCUCUACUACAUUUGACUUAUUAGUCGGAUUCUAAUUAUUUGCUUGUAAAGUAUGAGUAAAUGAAUUAUAUUAAAUUCUCAGCUUGGCAGCUCAUUUAACCAGUUAACAUUUAAA